This is a messenger RNA of Paramormyrops kingsleyae, 2808 nucleotides long. NCBI's taxonomy places the organism in Eukaryota, Metazoa, Chordata, Actinopteri, Osteoglossiformes, Mormyridae. The record is from RefSeq and is a predicted model, not a curated record.
AGUUACGCAAAAGUUCAGGGAAAAGAGACAGAAGUAGUCAAGCAAAAAAUUAGUAGAUGGACUUAUUUUUAUAUCUCAAUUACAUUAAAUGCAUUAAUAACUUUUUCGCUUGCAUCUUAUUUCUGCAUCGAAAGAUUUGGUCAAUAACUGGCAACUUCUGUCCAUAAAUUAUGGUGCCAGCGGAGAAAAUGUUAUUGGUGGAAUAACAUUACAUCGUUUUUUAUUCUAUGCAGUAUGAAACAUCAGUCUGGUGGCCAGAUUUAAUAAUGAAUUAUAAACAUGUUGUGGGCAGUAUAAAUAAAAUAUAAAUAAAAUUUGUCCCAUAUUUUUAUACCACGCAAUCUAUCCCUCCCAAUAAAUAAAACAAUUCGCUCAACCUCCAUUGUUUUGACAUGCUGGUGUAGUUUAGUUUGAAAUUACAUGUGAAGUUAAACCUGUUUUAGUCUCCCUUCUUAUUUAGAAUAAAGGUCAUGGCUCCUGCUGUGUGGUGGGAAAGUGACACACAAAAGUGACCAGGAACUACCCAAAUCGAAGGUUCCCAAUCGAGACAGCCCAGUAACUCAGAACCAGGAACUAGGUUCCGGAACAUCGGUGGAAAAGCGCCUUAAUGCUCUCGACCUGCUUUUAGGCAAUGGAGGGAUCCAUGUUGACAAUCAGCCUGGGAAUUUGGAUGGAGCUCCCUGGGGUAAACUAUAGAGAUGUUGCAACAGGGAAGCAAAGGGGAAAGGCAAACGACAGAGCCACGCCAGAAGACAUUUCCUCCUACUACAGAAACUAUGUGAAGUUCAUGGGUCUCCAGAAGAAUUUCGUGGACAAUGUAUAUGUGACCUCUGUACAGAAGCUUCACAGGGAGCAUGAGGGGGACGCGGUUGAUGGAGAAAUGGAGCUACGAGUGAAAGGGGGUGCCCCCAGCGUGCCAACCAAGGCUCUUUGGGAAGUCAGGGGCUACCAGAGUGUUCAAGGGGACACCCACAUGCCGUUUAGCCUCUUCGCAGAAAAUGUGGUUCUGGCCACCGGUGCCUCUGACUCUCCAGCCAGACUGGGAGUGGAAGGGGAGAACUUGCCGUUUGUCUUCCACAGCAUGUGUGCCCUGGGGGUAGCCGUCAGAGAGCGUAGCCUCGGCCGGGACUCGGACCCAGUGCUGCUCGUGGGCGCAGGGUUGAGCGCGGCCGACGCCGCGCUGUUCGCCCACAGCAGCGGAGUCACCGUGCUGCACGCCUUCAGGAAGUGCGUGGACGACCCGGGGAUGAUCUUCAAGCAGCUGCCCAAGACGAUGUACCCUGAAUAUCACAAGGUCUACCACAUGAUGUGCUCACAGAGCCACACUGCCACUGCCUCCGGCCUGUUCCCAGACUACACCAGUUUCCCUGAGCACUGUGUCGUCUCCUUUCAGCCUGAUGUAAAAUGCGUGCUGAGGAAUGGCAACAAUUUGAAGACCUUUAAGAUCUCCAUGGCCUUGGUGCUCAUCGGCACCAAUCCCAACCUCUUUUUCCUCAAAGAACAAGGCCAGUAUCUUGGUCUUGAUCCUCACAAGCCUAUUUCCUGCAAGCAGAACCCCAUUGACAUCCACCCCCACACAUUUGAGUGCAUGAAAGAGGCUAGCCUUUUUGCCAUGGGUCCUCUGGUUGGUGACAAUUUUGUACGCUUCCUGAAGGGCGGCGCUCUUGGCAUUGCCAGCUGCCUGAGAAGACAAAAGAAGAAAGGGAAGCUGAUUGCUGAUAGUGGAGGUGGGGGGAUAGCUUAAAUAUGGGGGUGGGCAGGGAAUGCGAGAAUGGGGCAAGAGCCUGUGCCAUACUUAUUGUUUGUAUGCUGUGCAGCCUUCAAUUUUUUUAAGUGUGCAACAUGCUUAAAACUUGAAAGUGUACAAGUGACUGUAGACUAGAGAUGCCGAAGGCAAAUUCUCAGUGAUCAAUCUACCGUACUGUGAAUGAUAAAGAUACAAGGUCUGAGGAUUCAGAGAAUUCGAUUUUAUUCAUCCUGAUGUCUCAGACGUGUCUCUGUUGCCCACCAACAGAUAAAUGUUUGUUUAGGGACCAGGCAGCUGAAUUAAGUUACAUGUUUUUUGUCUCACUGGAUUCAUUUAAACGACUCAAAAGACUCAGCAGUGCCAAUCUCAAUGCCCAGUUAUACCAAACGACCCAAGGUUUUGUUGGCGUUUUGAAAUGGGCCGACACCAGGUCUCAUUGAGGCCUCCUAUGCAAAUCUGUAUUUUUAAAAAAGGAUGAAUGUUAAAUGCAAGUUAAUGACUGGGGAAGCACACCAGAAUAUCCCUUUGUAAAUUAUUUAGUGUUAGAAGCUCUUGUUUGCAUUUCUCUGCUGUGCCAAAAACCUGAACGGAGGCUAAACAGGAAGGGAGCUCAUUGAUUUUUUUAAAAACUUGAUCAUUAAUACAAGCAGGUUGUGCUCCCAGUGUGCAAGGCCUUCUCUCUGGUCCUUGGCCAGUCCCUGCCUGGAAUCCACUAACUUCAAGCAACAAAUGCCAAUGUUAGUGUAGAAAAACAGAGUGCUAUCAACUGUCUACAGCUCGGAAUGUUUGCUCCUGAUUUAGGAAAGGCUUUAUCAUCUUUUUAAAUUUUUUCUUAUUGUACAAUAUCCCAAUUUCCAGCCCAGUUAUCACAGCUAACCAGUUCAGUAGGGCAAGAGAUUUAAUUAGUUCCAUUAGGGAAAUUAUUUGUUUAACAGACUAUUUCCAUGGUCAUCUACUGCCAAAACUGGUAGUUUCCAGCCCCCUUCCGGCUCCCGUUUUCACCCGUGACAAACCUGAUGUAGAUGAGAAGAUGAAGCACUGUGUUUGGGGCCCCAACAUCG